AUGCAACCACAACAAAAACUUGAACCUUACAAGAAAGUUAGACAAGCACAAUUCCUUUUCCAAGCACGUGCUUUCAGAGAGAAUAAUCAUGUAUUAACCAAGAAGGAAUUUGAACAAUUCAAAGCAUACUUUAUUGAAACAUUGUCUACAAACGAGUUUUACGCCGAAGAUCCUAAAAAGGAGGAGCCAGUAAACCCAUUCGACCCGAACUCUAACGAGGCCAUUAUGCAAAUGGCAAAGGGUAACUUACUCAACUACAUCCCACAAACAUUGAUUAUGGGAUGGGUCAACUACUUCUUUGCUGGAUUUGUCAUUAUGAAACUACCAUUCCCACUUACCGAUGGGUUCAAAAGCAUGUUGCAGAACGGAGUCAUGACUCCCAAUUUGAAUGUGCGUUAUGUGUCCUCCAUUUCGUGGUAUUUUGUCAAUUUGUUCGGAUUGAGACCUGUGUAUUCUAUCCUUAUGGGGUCUUCUGAAGCGGAUGAAAUUAUGAAACAAACAUCACAGCAGCAGCAGCAACAACCGCCAAUGCCGAACAUUGGUGGACCGGGUGGACCUAAAGUUGAUAAGGUGUUUGCUGCUGAGGCGGAGAAUAUUCAGAUUUUGGAUCAUGAGUCUGUUUAUGAUGGUAUUGUAAAGAGGUUUAUUGAAGGGUAUAGUCGAUAA
This is a messenger RNA of Lodderomyces theae, 666 nucleotides long. RefSeq lists its product as uncharacterized. Gene Ontology annotation, biological process: protein folding in endoplasmic reticulum. The transcript is spliced from 2 exons. The coding region runs from base 1 to 666 and encodes 221 amino acids. NCBI's taxonomy places the organism in Eukaryota, Fungi, Ascomycota, Pichiomycetes, Serinales, Debaryomycetaceae. Gene Ontology annotation, cellular component: EMC complex; membrane. The record is from RefSeq and is a predicted model, not a curated record.